Molecule: messenger RNA, 138 nt
Organism: Lipotes vexillifer (Yangtze River dolphin)
Lineage: Eukaryota; Metazoa; Chordata; Mammalia; Artiodactyla; Lipotidae
Gene: TMSB15A
Product: thymosin beta 15A
Exons: 2
Biological process (GO): actin filament organization; regulation of cell migration
Cellular component (GO): cytoplasm
Molecular function (GO): actin monomer binding
Source: RefSeq, a predicted model, not a curated record
AUGAGUGGUAAGCCAGACUUGUCUGAAGUGGAGAAGUUUGACAGGUCAAAACUGAAGAAAGCUAAUACUGAAGGAAAAAGUACUCUCCCCUCGAAGGAAACUAUCUAGCGGGAGAAAGAGAGUGUUCAAUCAUCGUAA